AUGGCGUGGGGCGCGUUGGUGGGCGACCUGCGGAAGAACCACCAUCCCUCAUCUUCCCUCGCGACACUCAACUUGAUUGUCGGGCUGUUCAACUUUGGCCUCAACGCCUCUCCGUUCAUCACCGGCCGACUAGGCGAGCUCUUUGGUUUCAAGCGCAUGAUUGCCAUCGGCAUCACCAUCUCGAUCUGCCUCCUCGUCAUCUCCGCCUGCGCCGUGAACUCCCUCCCGGCCCUUUUCGUCUGCCAGGGCUUCCUCCUCGGCUGCGCGCACGGCAUCUCCCUGCCGCUGUUCAUGACCCUGCCAUCGCAGUGGUUCUCCAAACGACGAGGGUUGGCGACGGGAGUGGUUGUCUCAGGCGCUGGGUUCGGAGGAGGUGCGGCGUCGCUCAUCUUGCGCGCAAUCCUCCCGUCGCUCGGGUACCGGUACUCCCUCCUCGUCUACGCGGCGAUCAGCACCGUCACGUACAUCAUUGGAUGGUCCCUCCUCAAGGUCCGGAAACCGCCCCUCCGCGCCGUCCCUCAACGCUUCGACACCAAAACUGGGCUUCCUCCCGGCAUCUGGCGCGACGGCGCCUUCUACAGCCUGAUGGCGUCCGUCUCCAUCGGUGUAUGGGGCUUCCUCUCGCCCUUCUACUACCUCACCGAAUUCACAACCAAGAACAACCCCUCGCUCGACCCAAACUCGCUCGUCGUCGCCGUUCCCCUCAUCGUCGCCAACUUUGCCCUCGCCGUCGGCCGCGUUGGUGCAGGCCUUUUUGCAGACCGGAUCGGGCCAGCGAACGCCAUGUUCCUUACGUUCUUCGCCGGCGGGAUCCUCCAGCUCGCUUUCUGGAGUCAGCUCGGCGAAGGACAGUUCGGCGCGACCAUCGCCUUUGCCGUCUUGUUCGGCCUCUUCGGCUCGUCCUUCUUCCUCCUCAUGCCGGCAGUCGCGUCGCAGCUCUUUGGCCUGCGAGGACUCGCAACCAUAACGGGAUGGGUCGUGACGAGCCAGUCGCCGGGACAACUCGCAGGAGCGACAGUCGCUGGUGUCGUUCUCACGUCCGCGGGUGGGUACAGCGGAGUCGCCUACUACGCAGGAGCGAUGAUGCUAGGCGGCGCAGCGCUCAUUUUACCAGCUCGCUUCAUGCGUGAGCGGAGAUUAUUCGCCCGCUACUAG
This is a messenger RNA of Rhodotorula toruloides NP11, 1155 nucleotides long. RefSeq names its product MFS transporter. The record is from RefSeq and is a predicted model, not a curated record. Gene Ontology annotation, molecular function: transmembrane transporter activity. The transcript is spliced from 3 exons. Gene Ontology annotation, biological process: transmembrane transport. The coding region runs from base 1 to 1155 and encodes 384 amino acids. NCBI's taxonomy places the organism in Eukaryota, Fungi, Basidiomycota, Microbotryomycetes, Sporidiobolales, Sporidiobolaceae. Gene Ontology annotation, cellular component: fungal-type vacuole membrane.